AUGCUGUCCCUCUCCUCCAUUCUGUGUGGGGGCCUACCACUCCUCCAACUGGCCACCGCCAAGCCCGUGACGUUCAUAAGCGCCGAGCCAACAUACACAGUGUGCAACGAGUCGCUCCUGACGUGGGCGGACGGCGAGCCGCCGUACGCAGUCAAGGCCAAGAUUGGCCCGGACAACGACCGCAAGUUCCGCACCCUGCAGCAGCACCUCAACACGACUUCCUAUCGGUUCUACUGCGACCUGCCGGCGGGUACAGACCUCGAGCUCUGGAUCCAGGAUUCUUCGGGGGAACCAGAAGCCAUCCCCGGCGACGCGUCCAUACGGCAAUUCGUCCGUGCCAACCCGGGCCACACUUGUCCGCUCUACCUCUUCCCCGGUCAAACGACGAAUGCGACAGUCUCGGAGAAGACGGUGACGCAGACGGUCCUCUCGACCGUGCUCCCUUCAAGUAGUGCGGGAAGCGACGCCGCAGCCCAGGCCACCGAGGAAAAGAGCACGAGCAACACGGGCCAGAUCGCCGGCGGCGUCGUGGGCGGCGUGCUCGGCGCGGCGAUCGUGGCCGGGCUCCUGGUCUGGAUCGGGCGGCUGAAGAAGCAAGCCAAGAACCGGCCAUACAGCGAGAUCGAGUAUGAGGACCAGACGACCACGCGGCAGGCGGGUGCGUCGCAGCCCACAAUCGCCACGGCCGGUCUGUCCGGAACUGGCGCGGCAGCCGGCGUGGUCGCUGGCUCGUCUGGUUCUUCAGCUGGAGGCUCCGCGGGCUCAGCGUCGGCAUCACAACACCCCACCCUCGUCCGCGCCGAUGCCAGCGGGGCUCCCGACCCAAGCCCAGAGAUAAAGGUGAUGCAGCUCGACGCGAUGCUCAGUCCCAACUCGCCACAGCGCACCCCGUCCGACUCGCCUUCGCCCGGAUACUUCCCCCACCCCCCUGGAUCCGGGACACCAGGAACACCCCAGAACAACAAUGGGCUCGCUGGCCUAGUGGGACUCGCACCGCCGCGGCACUAUGCCGAGAAUGAGAGCGAGUACGAGGUCGAUGCUGGGCCUGCCUUUGUCCCGCAGCCGCCGCCUAGGACGGUGCACCCGCCACAGUAUCGAGAUGUCGGCAAGAUCUAG
Molecule: messenger RNA, 1116 nt
Organism: Trichosporon asahii var. asahii CBS 2479
Lineage: Eukaryota; Fungi; Basidiomycota; Tremellomycetes; Trichosporonales; Trichosporonaceae
Exons: 1
Coding region: 1-1116 (371 amino acids)
Source: RefSeq, a predicted model, not a curated record